AUUCGGCACCCGAAACUUUCCAGCGCCCGCGCCUCUCCGGGACUCGCGGCGGCGGGGCGGGGGCGGCCCGGGGGCGGCGCGCGGCUGCUCCAGGGCGCCGGGCCCUCGUCGGCCGCGGCACGGCCCGGUCUCGGCGACGGCCGGCGACAGGGAGGUUCGGCGCGCGGCGGCGCCGCCACAAGUUGCGCUGCUGGCGGCGAGGUAACUGAAGACAGAAAACAGGCCUUGAAAUAAACCCCCGAAGGAAGAAGGUGAUUUGCCUACAUUUGGCUCUGAGCAGCUCCCGGCAGACACUUUGAAGUUUUUACGAUCGGAUGCUGGGGAGCUCACUGGUUCAAAGGUCUACACAUGAAGUCACCAUAAAGAGGGUGGCUCCCGCAUCGUACGGACCUCAUCGCCGCGAGGUGAGGCUAAGAUGAGCAUAACCAGUGACGAGGUGAACUUCCUGGUGUAUCGCUAUCUCCAGGAGUCAGGUUUUUCCCACUCGGCGUUCACGUUCGGCAUCGAGAGCCACAUCAGCCAGUCCAAUAUCAACGGGACGCUGGUGCCGCCGGCUGCUCUCAUCUCUAUCCUGCAGAAGGGACUGCAGUAUGUGGAGGCCGAGAUCAGCAUCAACGAGGAUGGCACGGUGUUCGACGGCCGCCCCAUAGAGUCCCUGUCCCUGAUCGACGCUGUGAUGCCUGACGUGGUGCAGACGCGGCAGCAGGCCUUCCGGGAGAAGCUCGCUCAGCAGCAGCAGGCCAGUGCGGCGGCAGCGGCAGCGGCCACAGCAGCCACGGCGGCCACGGCAGCCCCGGCGGCCGUGGCCCAGCAGCACCCACCAAAGAACGGAGAGGCCACGGUGAACGGGGAGGAGAACGGAGCACACGCGAUAAAUAAUCAUUCGAAACCAAUGGAAAUAGAUGGAGACGUUGAGAUUCCACCCAACAAAGCCACAGUCCUUCGGGGCCACGAGUCUGAGGUGUUCAUUUGUGCCUGGAACCCUGUCAGUGAUCUCCUAGCUUCCGGAUCCGGAGACUCGACGGCAAGAAUAUGGAACCUUAAUGAGAACAGCAAUGGGGGCUCCACGCAGCUCGUGUUGAGGCAUUGUAUACGAGAAGGAGGACAUGACGUGCCGAGUAAUAAAGACGUGACCUCACUGGACUGGAACAGCGACGGGACGCUGUUGGCGACAGGCUCCUACGACGGCUUCGCCCGGAUAUGGACCGAAGACGGCAACCUGGCCAGCACCUUAGGGCAGCAUAAAGGCCCCAUCUUUGCCUUGAAAUGGAACAAAAAGGGGAAUUACAUUUUGAGUGCUGGUGUAGACAAAACAACAAUAAUUUGGGAUGCCCACACAGGAGAAGCCAAACAACAGUUUCCGUUUCAUUCUGCGCCCGCCCUCGACGUGGACUGGCAGAACAACACGACCUUUGCUUCCUGCAGCACCGACAUGUGUAUUCACGUCUGCAGACUCGGCUGUGACCGCCCGGUCAAAACCUUCCAGGGACACACAAAUGAGGUCAAUGCCAUCAAAUGGGAUCCUUCUGGAAUGCUGCUAGCAUCCUGCUCUGACGACAUGACGUUAAAGAUCUGGAGUAUGAAGCAGGACACAUGUGUCCAUGACCUUCAGGCUCAUAGCAAAGAGAUCUACACCAUAAAGUGGAGUCCCACCGGGCCAGCCACCAGCAACCCAAAUUCCAACAUCAUGCUAGCAAGUGCUUCGUUUGAUUCUACGGUUCGACUGUGGGACGUGGAGCGCGGCGUCUGCAUCCACACGCUAACCAAACAUCAGGAACCGGUCUACAGUGUAGCUUUCAGCCCCGACGGGAAGUACCUGGCCAGUGGCUCCUUUGACAAAUGUGUGCAUAUCUGGAAUACUCAGAGUGGGAGUCUCGUGCACAGCUACCGAGGCACUGGCGGCAUCUUCGAGGUGUGCUGGAAUGCCCGAGGGGACAAAGUGGGCGCCAGUGCGUCCGACGGCUCUGUGUGUGUUUUAGAUCUUCGGAAGUAAACACAAAAUAUUCUAGAAAAGAAAGAAUUGUAACGGACCAGCAGUGAACGUGUGGGGGUGCAGCGCUCGUCAGACACGGUUCUAUCCGCUCCAAAACUGUACGAACUUGACUUGCAUUAGAGUGUACUUGGAAAUCAGCUCAUCCCUGGCCGCGGGAGUCUCUAUUUUUCCGUAACCUUCAUCAAGAAGUUUAAAACAGAAGCAUACACAGUCCUAUCAAAGGGGGAAAGAAUGGUUUCCACCCAGAACAUUCAGCCUGGGAAGCACGAAGCCACCAGCUAAACGGUGCACGGUUUGGUUUCCAUCCAGAACGGGCUCUGAUGGCUGAGAGAAGAGGAGGAGGAAAAAAAAAGGAAAAAAAGCUGUGCCAAAAAAAGGAAAAACAAAAAUGCUGUGAUAAACCAAAAGGGGGGGGGGCUCUCCUCCACGUGGCGGGUUUGUUUUUUCCCUAACAAU
Molecule: messenger RNA, 2449 nt
Organism: Odobenus rosmarus divergens (Pacific walrus)
Lineage: Eukaryota; Metazoa; Chordata; Mammalia; Carnivora; Odobenidae
Gene: TBL1X
Product: transducin (beta)-like 1X-linked
Exons: 17
Coding region: 416-1993 (525 amino acids)
Biological process (GO): regulation of transcription by RNA polymerase II
Cellular component (GO): histone deacetylase complex
Molecular function (GO): protein binding; transcription corepressor activity
Source: RefSeq, a predicted model, not a curated record